CGGAAGCGCGGAGGAAGGACCGGAAGCUCCGAGAAGCGGGACGGAAGGGCCGGGCUUACGUGGAGCGGGCACUGGUCGAACUGGAGGGAGCCGGGGAAAAAUCUGGUCCCGGGCCCGGAGCCGGGGCCGGGGCCGGGACUGCGGGUCCCCGAGGGCCGGGAGAGAGGGGUUCUGGGGCAGCGACGGCGGCAGCCGGAGGCGAACGGGCAGAUGGGGCGCAGGAGACGAAGGCCCGCACGGGGACAGGGUCGGGGGCUGCGGGGGGAGCCGGGGCUGGAGCCGGGGCUGGAGCCGGGACCACCGCAGCCUCAGGGGCUGGAGCCGGGGCCGGGGCUUCCUCCAUGUUCGCCGGGUUGCAGGACCUGGGGGUGGCUAACGGCGAGGACCUGAAGGAGACACUGACCAACUGCACCGAGCCCCUCAAAGCCAUCGAGCAGUUCCAGACGGAGAAUGGUGUCCUACUGCCAUCAUUACAGUCUGCUCUGCCUUUCUUGGACCUGCAUGGUACACCUCGGCUAGAAUUCCACCAAUCAGUUUUUGAUGAGCUGAGGGACAAAUUGUUGGAGAGAGUGUCUGCCAUUGCUGCGGAAGGAAAGGUUGAGGAAAGGUACAAGAAGCUAGAAGAUCUCUUGGAGAAAAGUUUUUCCCUGGUGAAAAUGCCCUCUCUCCAGCCAGUGGUGAUGUGUGUCAUGAAACAUUUGCCAAAGGUUCCUGAAAAAAAAUUGAAACUGGUGAUGGCUGACAAGGAGCUAUAUCGGGCAUGUGCUGUGGAGGUAAAGCGACAGAUUUGGCAAGAUAACCAAGCUCUGUUUGGUGAUGAAGUUUCUCCACUGCUCAAACAGUACAUCUUGGAGAAGGAGAACAUCCUGUUUAGCAAUGAAGUAUCUGUCCUGCACAACUUCUUCAGUCCCUCUCCUAAAACAAGACGUCAGGGGGAGGUAGUACAGAAACUGACACAAAUGAUUGGGAAGAAUGUGAAACUCUACGACAUGGUAUUGCAGUUCCUUCGGACCUUAUUCCUGCGGACGAGGAAUGUUCAUUACUGUACCUUAAGGGCAGAGCUGCUAAUGUCCUUACACGACCUGGACAUCAGUGAUAUUUGCAUGGUGGAUCCCUGUCAUAAGUUCACCUGGUGUCUUGAUGCUUGCAUACGAGAAAAGUUUGUUGAUAAUAAGAGAGCUCGGGAGCUGCAAGGAUUCUUGGAUGGAGUGAAGAAAGGUCAGGAGCAAGUGCUUGGUGAUUUGUCUAUGAUUCUGUGUGAUCCUUUUGCGAUUAAUACGCUGUCCUUGAGCACCAUAAGACAUCUGCAAGAACUGGUGGGUCAGGAAACCUUACCCCGGGAAAGUCCUGAUUUGCUUUUACUGCUAAGAAUGCUCUCCCUUGGACAGGGGGCUUGGGACAUGAUUGACAGUCAGGUCUUCAAGGAGCCAAAGAUGGAAGUAGAGCUGAUCACUAGGUUUUUGCCAAUGCUUAUGUCUUUUGUGGUGGAUGAUUAUACUUUCAAUGUAGAUCAGAAACUACCAACAGAAGAGAAGGCAUCAGUCACGUAUCCUAAUACCCUUCCUGAAAGCUUUACCAAGUUCUUGCAGGAGCAUAGGAUGGCCUGUGAAAUGGGGCUUUAUUAUGUCCUUCACAUCACAAAGCAAAGGAAUAAAAAUGCUUUUCUCCGACUUCUGCCUGGAUUAGUGGAGACAUUUGGAGACCUGGCCUUCAGUGAUAUAUUCCUUCACCUACUUACUGGGAACCUUACUCUGCUGGCAGAAGAAUUUGCUGUGGAAGAAUUCUGUACCAGUUUAUUUGAUGGAUUCUUCCUAACCUGCCUCUCAAGAAAGGAGAAUGUACACCGCCAUGUUCUCAGGCUCCUGAUUCACCUCCAUCACAAAGUAGCCCCUGCUAAAUUGGAGUCCCUCCAAAAGACUUUGGAACCUACCAGUCAGAGUGGCGAGGCUGUGAAAGAUCUUUACAACCAGCUUGGAGAGAAACUGGAACACCUGGAACAUUGCAAGCCCAGUCCAGCCCAGGUGGCGGAAGCUCCUGCUCUAGAGCUACCUCUUCCUGCUGUCCCAACCCCAGCAACACUUUGAGGUGUUCAGAGCCCGGGCUCGGCCUUGCUUAUGGUACCCGAUGACAUCCAGCUUUCUAUAGCCCUUGGAGCUGGGGAAUUAUUUGUCAUCACUACACUGUGAAGGAUUUCCUGAGGACUUUAAAUGGAACGCUGAAGUUUUGUUAGUGUUACAAAGUUUGUGCUAGCAGAUCCUCACUUCACUGAGGCCGGUGGGAAGGGUCUGAAGAGAGUGUGUAUGUGCCUACAUGGAAAUCCAAGAGGUUCCCUCCUCAUUAGGGAAUGACUUGAUGGAAGAGCAGAAUCAUUCACCUCUCUUAGUCUGAGUUAUUCAGAGUGGUCAUGAGGGUUGCAGUGGAAUGCUGCGUGAGUGUCUGUGAUAAAAAACAAAGUGCCAGAGGGUCUCCAUGAACCUCUUGGAUAGAUGAGUAUAGAACUGAAUAAUCCUGUAGUCUUGGCUUAGAGGGAUUGGAAUUAUUUGUUUAGAAUUCUAUUCAUUGUUCCAUCUCUGGCCUACUAGGUAACCUUUUUAUAGGCAACCUCUGUGCCUUAGUUUCUCCAUUAGUGAGAUGAAGAUGAUAAUGUGUGCCCCUUUAGAACUAGGUCAUUUCUUUUAGUGGCUGAUGGAUUUAGAGAACUCCCCUCUCUCUGACACCCUCACCCCCUUUUUUUUUUAAUCCUGAGGAGGCUUCUCAGGUCAGGAGGAAAGUAUUUCAAGAAUUUCUUACCCCCACCCCCAGUCUUACUAUUGCUGCUGGAUUUCUUGAGUUGUUGGGUCAUAGUACCAGAAGAUACUUUAAUUUUUCACUCUCUGGCAGAUCUCUUUAGACCUCAGGCUUGAUGUUGUGUUUUUAAUUUUUAGCCUCAGAAAAGGUUUGGUUUUUUCCUUUUUUUUGUUUGUUUGUUUGGGUUUUUUGUUUUUGGGGUUUUUUUGAGACUUGAUCUCUCUGUCUCACCCAGGCUGUAAGAACAGCAGCCAUUCACAGACCUUACCUUGCUGCUGAUGAGAAUGGAAAUUUUGACCUGCUCUGUUUCCAACCUGGACUGAUUCACCUCUCCUUAGUCAGCUCUGUGGCUCUCUCCUUCCAGGGACUCACCAUAUUGGUGCCAGACUUAGUGCAGAUACCCAUCAGCUUUAGCCCGUCCUACUGCAGCUCAGAAUUCUGGAACUCAAGUGAUCCACCAGCCUCAGCCUCCCCAGCAGCAGGGACUAUGGGUGGGUGUCAUGGCGCCCAGCCUUUCAGAAGUCUGACAUAUUUUCUAAUAUUUUUAAAUGCCUUGGAAAACAUCUUGGCUCCUAUUUGCUUUGUUGUUUUUUAAUUACUGUAAUAAAGGUGAAAGAACAGUAGUUACAUUGGUUAAAAAAAAAGGCAGCUUCUAUUUUGAGCAAGAGUAGAACCAACUAUGUGCUCACACAGUGACCUCCAUCUUGGACAUGCUUCCUUUAAUGAAAGAGGAUUUCAAUUCUUAGGCCUCUCUAGAAGGACUUCCCUGAGAACUGUACCCUGCCUCCUGAAUCCCCACGUUAGCAGCUGAAUGGGACUAUUCCAAUCUCAUUCCUCAAGUGAAAGAUAGGACUUUGGAAUUCACAGUACAGUCAAAACACAUUAGUUUGGGUGGGGAGUAUGCCUCAAAUUAGAGAACAUUCAAAUUAUAUAUUCUAUCAAAGAAAUAGUCUAGUAUUUUCCAGUAAAUACUGGAACUAGUGCUAAAUUUUGAGGCACUGGUAAGAUGGUCAUUAGGAAAUUAUUUCUAUAAAAGCAAGUGUUUCUAUAAUAAUUGAAAACAAUUUGUUCCCAGUUAGGUUGGUCAUCUCUCUCUGUCCCUACCAAACAAUCUUUUUUUUUUGGCCCCAAUAGUUUGCUCAGAAAGUCCUUCAAAGGUUCUACCAAUUGAUGUAUCAUAGGCUUCAUUUCAGGCCCAGUCAUCCCAAACAGAAAAGGCCUAAGGCCCAAGUGACUGAAGUACUGUACUUGGCAGCCUGUGCAGUCACGACAGCAAUUCUGCUGCCAGUUGUAGAGCUAAAAACAGCCUAGAAGCUGCUUUCCUGGGCUGCCUGUGAAGAAAAUCGGAGUCUAAAUGACUGUACCAGAGGCUCUGGAUUUGUCUGAGCUUGCACUUCUCUGUGCAGUUGCUAGGCCACCUGUGUCCACCAGACGUGUGGGAGGAGCGGUAGCAGAGAGGGAGUGGGGGGGCUUUCCACCAUGAAAGGUGGCAGGACAGUGACUGCUGGACAGGGGCUCCUGGGGGAGGGAGGGCAGUGAGGCAGAGCUUGGUGGACUUAAGAAUAUCAGGUAUCCCCAGGAGCAGCCACUCUGCUGCCCAUGACCAGAUUUCCUCUCACCUUUCAGAUUCAGAAGCCCUCAAAGCUCCAUCCAUUUGAGGCUUUACUAUCUUGGCUUCUGCCCAGAGUAGUUCUCCUGCAGCAGUGUGUUCCCCGCAGCCACUGUCUGCUUUAUUCCUAGGCCUGAGAUCCUGAUAGAGAGGACUGGACCUUUGAUGUCAUGGGAUAGGGAACCUCAGGUGAGGAGACUCCUACCAGGGCAGGUCUGCCCCUUCUCUGCAACUUCUAGAAUUCGAGUCACCUUCAGCACUGACAGGUUCAGUGACAUGUUCAGGGUCACACAGCCAGUAAGUGUCAGAGGUAGAACUUGAACCCAGGUCUUCUUGGCUUUGAGGUCAGCACUAUCCACUAUACCACACUGCCUCUAGAGUUCCAAGUACACACUGUAAAAGCUGAAAUGCUUAUUCUCUCCCAGCCAUGUAAAUGGAUGUUGAUGUGGUUUUAUUUUAAAACCCUAAUCAGCAAGGCCACAGGAGAAAAUAUACCAAGUAUAUUCUUUACUUUGACUUUUUAGAUUGUUUUGCACAGGUGCCUGCUGUGAAUAAAUAAGGGCUUCCCCUAAUGUUCUUGUGGCAUCUUGUGUAGAUGAUGAGACAAUUUUCUGAGGGGAAAGUUGCUAAAUUGAUUUUUUCAUUUAUGGAGAUAAACGUCAUUUUAGUAAAUAACCUACAGAAAAUGUUUUUUCUUAGGCAUGAUAAUCACAUCAGACAGGAAAGCCAGAUGUUUUGGGGGAAAGAGGACUGGACCAGUUUCUAAGUGACUUCCAAGUUCUGGGCCUGUCACUGCUUCUCUGUGAUCUUUGGUCCUAUCCCUCUAGUGCUCUGGGCCUCAGUUUCCUUUGCUAAAAAGUGAUAUUGGAUGGGGAGGUGGAGCAGGUUGAAGAGCCCUUCCAGCUUGGACAUUUUAUGACCGUGAGUUGGAGAGUUUGACUGUGGCUAGCAGAAAUUCAAAACCAAACUAAACCAAACCUAGGAUAGCCCUCUAGCUUGCAUAUAGUGGUUAAAUGCUAUCAUGUAAACUAUUUAAAGUGUGCCUGUGUUUGUAAGUGGGCACGUGCUGGCUUGUGCAUGUGUGAUUAUCACCCAUCAUUAAUAGUUCCUUCCAGACUGCCAGGGUCUGCAUGAUACAUAUUUUAUUUUUCAAGACAGCCAAAGAUUCUAGUCCCUAAGAAGGCAGACUACAAGGGAGAAUCUCAGUUCUUUCCAUGAUAGUUGUGGGGGAAAAAAUUUUGUGAACAUGGAGAUAAUUUACUUUUUGUUUGUUUUUGGCGGGACAAUGAGGGUUAAGUGGCUUGCUCAGGCUCACACAGCUAGUAAGUGUCUGAGGCCAGAUUUGAA
Molecule: messenger RNA, 5743 nt
Organism: Dromiciops gliroides (monito del monte)
Lineage: Eukaryota; Metazoa; Chordata; Mammalia; Microbiotheria; Microbiotheriidae
Gene: NELFB
Product: negative elongation factor complex member B
Exons: 13
Coding region: 342-2084 (580 amino acids)
Biological process (GO): negative regulation of transcription elongation by RNA polymerase II
Cellular component (GO): NELF complex; nucleus
Source: RefSeq, a predicted model, not a curated record